AUGCAGUGCCCGGCAUGCGACAGACUGUUGCCAAAAAACUUCGUCGCAGAUUCGUUGUGGAGGUGGCAACAGGGUGGUGGCCCUGAGCCCGAUUGGGUGUGGUGCUGCAGGGCAUGCGAGCUGCAAAAGCCGGUGGAUCAGAAGACGACAUGGUGGUUUUGGAAGAAAUUCCUCUACCAGCUCAAAAAACUGGAGCGCCACGGUGUCCCAGAACUCCUUGAGGAAUACUCCCAGGUUCAUCGCAACGUCAACCAUGAUGCGUGGCACCUGCGUGCUGAUGCACCUCGGCUGGGCCACAAAAUCCCGGCUUUGCUGUUGCGUCUGCUGGGAUGCGAUCACUUCGACACGCCUUGUGGAGGCGGAAGGUGGUUCGAAGCGUUCAUGGAGCACUCGCGACAGGCCAACUUGGACGAUGUGGCUGACGCGAUGGAGAAAAGUGCUUUGUAUCUGUGGCAGACUUUGAAGUACAGCUCUUAUGACCACAAUGAAAUAGAUGCCAUGAUCACGAUCAGCGUUCAACUUCACAGCCUCGAGAAGGAGAUCUGGAGCAAAGUAGGCUGGAUGGAUCGUGCAGCAGCACAGGCUAUUACUAAUUAA
This is a messenger RNA of Durusdinium trenchii, 597 nucleotides long. NCBI's taxonomy places the organism in Eukaryota, Dinophyceae, Suessiales, Symbiodiniaceae. The record is from the annotation of a GenBank genome assembly.